CUCAGGACAUCAUCAAGCGUUCCCUAACAGACUAGCUGAAUCCUCGGAUAGCGAAUCGACCUUUCAUUAAUUUUUUUUCCGACGCUCAAAUCACAUAUCAAAAACCACGAGGAGAUCGCUUUAAACUCGUGAAAUCGACUGUCUCAGGACUUUGAGGCAACCACCAGAUACACGGUUACCGCAUCGAUGCGGCGGUCAUGAGUGGACGAUUGCUGUUCACCCGGGUGGCAGCACCACUCGUCCGCCAACGACUCUAUUACAAUGUGCGCCCCAUAGCACGAAGAACGUGGCCCGACGGCGCGAAUCUACUGCACAACGUACCUGCCGUACAUGCCUCACAUUUCGCACGCGCAAUCCCAAAGUUGUUCUCCAAGUUUGCCACACUCGGGGCUUUGGGCGGUGGUGCAACCGUCGCGGGACUGGUAUACAUUCAGAAUCAGGCGACAGCGGCCGGGGCCAAGAUCAGUGACUUUUUUGGGAAGACGGUAGAUGCCGCGAGUAAUGCGGCGGGCGCUGCGUAUGAAGGUGCUAGCGGGACAUGGGAUCAAAUUCAACAGGGUUGGGAAAAUACAAAGAAGGAGUGGGAUAUUGAGGGUUGGCUAAGGGCCAUUGUAGAUCCGGGGAAGGGGUCUACCGGCGGAGAUGAAGGACGCGGGUCUCCGAGACCUGAACCACAGCAAAGCGGUGCUGCUGGGGCUGCGGCAGCAGGUGCUGCUACGGCUGCAGCAUUUGGGCUCAAUACAGACGCCGGUGAGGAUACACGAGACGAGGAGCGACUAGCAAGAGACGACCAGAUGAUGAUGUUGACGAAGAAGAUGAUUCAAAUCCGAAGUCUUUUGCAGACGGUCGGGCAAUCGGAAGCGCUUACAUUGCCUUCGAUCGUGGUAAUUGGGUCGCAAUCAUCAGGCAAGAGCUCGGUGCUAGAAGCUAUUGUCGGUCACGAAUUUCUACCGAAGGGCAACAACAUGGUUACGAGAAGACCAAUCGAGCUUACGCUGGUCAACACGCCAGAUGCGAAAGCUGAAUACGGCGAAUUCCCAGCGCUGGGCUUGGGCAAGGUCACGGAUUUCUCGCAGAUUCAAAAGACACUUACGGAUCUGAAUCUGGCCGUCCCUCCAGAACAGUGUGUCACAGACGACCCGAUUCAACUCCGGAUUUACUCGCCCAACGUUCCCGACCUGUCGCUCAUCGAUUUGCCAGGCUACAUACAAGUUGUUGGCCGAGAUCAACCGCCUGAACUGAAGGAGAAGAUUGCCGAGCUUUGUGAAAAAUAUAUUCAGCAGCCAAACAUCAUUCUAGCCAUCUCUGCAGCAGAUGUUGAUUUGGCAAACUCGACCGCUCUUCGAGCCAGUCGUAAAGUUGAUCCGAGGGGCGAGAGGACCAUCGGAGUCAUCACUAAAAUGGAUUUGGUGGAUCCAGAGAGGGGAGUCGAGAUGCUCACCGAUCGUAAAUAUGCGUUGCGGCUAGGCUAUGUGGGCGUGAUAUCCAAGAUGCCAUCGCAGUCUGGCGGCAUGCUGUUCCACCGUGGAAACCAAAACAUCACGAAUGCCGUUGUAAAAAACGAGAACGCCUAUUUUUCGGCGCAUCCUCAUGAGUUUGGACCAGAGUCCCACGUCUCAGUCGGUACGACCACGCUGAGGCAAAAGCUGAUGCACGUGCUUGAGAACACAAUGGCUGCUAGCCUAAAGACCACGUCUGAGGCGAUACAGGCUGAACUUGCAGAGGCGACGUACGAGUUCAAAGUUCAGUAUAACGACCGUCCUCUCAGCGCGGAGACAUAUCUUGCCGAGAGUCUAGAUGCAUUCAAACAUGCGUUCAGACAAUUUUCGGAGCGAUUUGGCAGGGAACAAGUUCGCGAGCUGCUCAAGCACGAGUUGGACCAGCAAGUGCUCAAUUUGCUUGCCCAGCGAUACUGGAACAAGCCUGUGACUGAUCUUGCCCCUGCUGUGCCUGAGACAGAUCCGCUGUCUGAGCUGCCCAAGGCGGACCCAGAGCACCCACUAUGGCACCUCAAGCUAGAUGCUUCUACUUCAACAUUGACCAAACUCGGUAUCGGUCGACUGGCGACAACGGUGAUCGCCAACGCUUUACAAGCACAUGUCGACCGCCUAGUCGCAUCGUCAACCUUUGCGGCACACCCUUUUGCUCGCAAAGCCAUCACAGAAGCAUCGACGACGAUUCUCAGAGAUUUGUCAUAUGACAUCAGUGACGAGCUAGAAAUCUGUAUCAAGCCGUACAAGUAUCGCAUUGAACUCGAAGACGCGGAGUGGGCCCGUGGCCGUGAAAACAUCGCCCACGUAUUGAAAGAUGAGCUACGUGUGUGUGAGCAGGCGAUCAAGUCUGUCGAAGAACAAGUGGGAGGAAAGCGCAAGCUAAAGGACGUCAUGGGCUUCAUUGAUCGCGUGAGGGAUGGCAAGGUCGUUCUCGAGGGUGAUGGAGUGGGUGGUGCAGGCGGCUUUAGCGCUGCUCUGCUCAAAAAAGGGCGCGAGGCAGUUUUCCUCCGCGACCGAGCCGAUAUCAUCCGGAUGCGGCUUCAAGCCGUAAAGUCGAAACAAUGCGUCAACAAGAAGAACAAAUACUACUGCCCAGAAGUCUUUCUCGACGCGGUGGCCGACAAGCUGACAACCACUGCGGACCUCUUCUUGGACGCCGAACUUCUCUCAAAGUUCUACUACAGUUUCCCACGAGAAUUGGACAGCCGUCUUGGUCACUCUCUAUCCCGGGCGGACAUCGAGCGCUUUGCUAGAGAAGACCCGAAGAUACGGCGUCAUCUUGACGUUGUGAAGCGCAAAGAGUUGCUGGAACACGUACUGAAGGAGAUGGAGGCGCUUCGAGCCUUAGAAGCACGGGAAAAGAGGUACACUGCUAGAGGGCUGCAGACCAAGCGAGGGGAGAAAAAGGGCUGGAGUUUGUUCUAGCGUCUGAUUUCGAACACAUGUGUCGAACAACUUUACGCGGCUAUUUUGGAGCAGUAUAACUUGGUUGUUUUUUUUUUCCUCCCGUUCUUAAUACCCUACUUUGGCCGCACACGUGUUCGCGUAUAGAUUGAAUGACUUAUCAUGAUUGCUGGAAGGGCAAACAUAUAUAUAUAUAUAUAUCUGUGUAUGUGUAGAACAAGCAGGACACGUUCCAUAGGUUAAACACAGCUCAGUUCAGGCACUUGCGACAUUGCGCUGUUCGCACGCCGCUCAGUUGCGAAUCACCA
Messenger RNA from Verruconis gallopava, 3205 nucleotides. RefSeq lists its product as uncharacterized. Bases 198 to 2918 code for a protein of 906 amino acids. NCBI's taxonomy places the organism in Eukaryota, Fungi, Ascomycota, Dothideomycetes, Venturiales, Sympoventuriaceae. Gene Ontology annotation, molecular function: microtubule binding; GTPase activity; GTP binding. The record is from RefSeq and is a predicted model, not a curated record. The transcript is spliced from 3 exons. Gene Ontology annotation, cellular component: microtubule; cytoplasm; membrane.